CUCAAAUCAUGGAAAACAUAAAUGUUGAGUCGGUGGAGAAGGAGUGCGGCGCGCUCGGUGGACUCUUCCAGGCGAUCGUCAAUGACAUGAAGUGUUCAUAUCCGGUCUGGGAGGACUUCAGUGCCAAGGCUACCAAGCUGCAUGCCCAGCUCCGAACAACCGUGCUUGCAGCAGUGGCUUUUCUGGAUGCAUUUCAAAAGGUGGCAGACAUGGCAACCAACACGCGAGGAGCCACCAGAGACAUCGGCUCAGCACUGACCAGGAUGUGUAUGCGCCACCGCAGCAUCGAGGCCAAACUACGCCACUUCACCAAUGCUCUGAUGGAAAGCCUGAUCACCCCUCUGCAGGAGCGGAUUGAGGACUGGAAGAAAACCGCCAAUCAGCUGGAUAAAGACCAUGCCAAAGAGUAUAAACGAUCUCGUCAUGAGAUAAAGAAGAAAUCUUCAGACACUAUGAAACUACAGAAGAAAGCAAGGAAAGGCCGCGGGGACCUGCAGCCUCAGUUAGACAGUGCCAUGCAGGAUGUGAAUGAUAUGUACUUGCUGAUGGAGGAGACGGAGAAACAGGCAGUACGGCGCGCCCUGGUGGAGGAGAGAGGACGCUUUUGCACCUUUAUCAGCCUCUUGCAGCCUGUAGUGAAUGGAGAAAUUGCCAUGCUGGGAGAGAUCACACAUCUGCAGGCUAUUAUUGAUGACCUCACUGUGCUAACGACUGAUCCACACAAGCUUCCUCCUGCCAGUGAGCAGGUGAUAAAGGAUCUAAAAGGUUCAGACUACAGUUGGUCCUACCAGACACCUCCUUCCUCCCCUAGUAGCUCUGGAUCCAGAAAAAGCAGCAUGUGCAGCAGUGUGAACAGCGCCCACAGUAGUGCCUCUCGCUCAUCGGGAGGCUCACAAACUCACUCACCCAGUUCGUCCUGUCGCUACCGCAGCCUGGCACAUCCGCCUCCAGGAGGUGCCCACCGCCUCAGCAGUGUCUCCUCCCACGACUCGGGCUUCAUCUCUCAGGAUGCCAACAUUUACUCCAAACCUCCCUCACCCAUGCCCUCGGACAUCACCAGCCAGAAGUCAUCAAGUUCAGCAUCUUCAGAAGCCUCAGAAACAUGUCAGUCAGUGAGUGAAUGCAGCUCUCCUACAACAGAUUGGUCCAAGGCAGGCUUGCAAGAGCAAUCAGCGGCCAACACGCUCCAGAGGAGGAAGGAGAUGAGAGAAUCAGAGUCAUCGCCCCAAUCUCAAGGUUAUGCUGGGAUGCAUCCUGAUGAUCCACAGAGGCCCAGGAUGGCCGCCUCCACCAUUACAGUUAAGCAUGGUGAGGAUAUGUCGCCAGCAGCAAGUGACCUGGCCAUGGUGCUGACCCGUGGCCUCAGUAUGGAACAACAAAAGAGCAGCAGAGACUCACUUCAAUACUCCAGUGGAUACAGCACUCAGACGACCACACCGUCAUGCUCUGAGGAUACUAUUCCCUCCCAGGCCUCCGAUUAUGAUUGCUACUCUGUAAACGGUGAUACCGAAGCUGACGGCCAGUCAGAAUUUGAUAAAUCAUCAACAAUCCCACGGCACAGCAAUAUUGCUCAGAACUACCGCCGCAUGAUCCAGACGAAACGGCCAGCCAGCACAGCUGGCUUGCCAAGUGCCAUGGGUGCCCAGGGAGGCUCUGGUGGUGGGGGUGGAGGAUCAGGGACUCCUGGUACCGCCACCAUCCGCCGAACACCUUCCACAAAGCCUGGUGUGAGGCGUACACUCUCCAAUGCAGGCCCCAUCCCUAUCCGGCCACCCAUAGUGCCAGUUAAAACACCUACUGUGCCUGACUCGCCCGGUGGUUACCCAGGGCCUCCAGCGCGUGUGGGCAGUGAGGAGUGUGUGUUCUUUGCAGCAGAUGAUGCCUCUCCUGCUGCCCUAGAGUAUGUGAAGGCUUCCCCGAAACGUCUGAGCCUGCCCAACGCAGCCUGGGGCACAGCGGGUGCUGAGAUGAGUGUGUAUGGCCAACCAGGAGAAGAAGACCAGCUGCUAGCCGCUAACCGUCACAGCCUGGUAGAAAAGAUUGGUGAGCUGGUGGCCAGUGCCCAAGCCCUGGGAGAUGGCCAGUACCCUUUUCCCUCAAUGGCAGCAGAGGGCCAGAGCGAUCCACAAAGUAAAUGUCCCCCGCAGGAAGGAGAGGACAUGCUGGUAUCUAUCCGCCGAGGCGUCCGGCUGCGCAAGACCGUCUCCAAUGACCGCUCAGCACCACGCAUAUUGUGACAGCUAUUAGAGAGAUAAAUUGAAGGUGCGGUUUCUAAGAAGCACUAAGCACGGACUUUGUAGAGAACCACCUACGAAAAGAAGAGGAUUAAAAAAAAUUCAAUUCAGUGUUUAAAAGAAGUCGUUAUAGUAAAUAACGAUCAUGAGAAAAAAAAAUAGAAGUACAAUUCUAAAUAACAACAGGCUGAGGCCACUGUAACUUGUAGCGUGUCUGGACGCAUGUUUGUCUUAUUAACACUACCCAUCAUGGCAGGAUAGUCAGGCUCUAGCAAGACACUGGGCAGAUGCAAGAACAAAGAAUCAGUACAUUAGGGGACAAGGAUCUUUGGAAAGACAAAACAUCCCCUAAUUCUGGACUCCAGGAAUAAAUGCUGGAAAAGCUCAUCUAAUAAAUGGAGGACGGUCAGGGUGCACGGUCUUGUAAUAAGACUCUCCUCCCUGUAUUUCGCCCCACUGCCACCUCCAGCUGGGUGACAUCAUGCUGCCAGCCGAAACGACGGCAGCACAAGAGUCUGUGAUUGGUCAGUGUGACUGUCAGUCAAGCUGAAGAUGAGCGGGGCUCUGCUGCAGGUCAGCUUGUGGUUUUGGAAAUGAUCUUCUUUUAGCGAUCUGUUAGUUUUUUUGUUUUGUUUAAUUCUAAGCAAAUAAUCUUGAUUUCAGUACCUGAGGUUGAAGGUGUAUAUAUCAGGGGUAUGAUUUUUUUUAUUAUUAUUAAGAACUGACCUAAAAGAAAUGCCAAUAUAAUGUGGAGCAAUAAUCUUUCUGUUCAACGGUUGAAGAAAGACAGGAAUAGUUUAAAAAAUAUAUAGGUGCAGAGGUCGUAGGCAGGGCAAAGCCUUGGGUAUUUUGGUUAUGAUAUCAGGUGAAGGAAGUGGAAACAGAGAAGAACAAAGAGAAAGCCAAGCACUUUGAAGGCACAGUAUUGGCCAUUAGGGGUCAGUGUAGCUGCAUUGUGUACAGUAGAAGCUGAGAGGAGAAGGGCUGCUUAACCCUAAAAUUAGGAGGCGGGGACUUGGGGCAUGUAUGAGGGGCGGUCAUAAAAUUGUUAUUAUUGCUAAGAAAAGAUGAAAACGAACGCUGGUCGUGAGCUUAGUCUUUCUCUACAUCCUCCACCAAAGGUUACACACUUCUCCAACCAAUGAAUGGAUGAGCUGGUUAAGACCAUCUUUGAAUGAAUAAGCCUAGUUUUUGGCUCUUGAGGAAAAGUUCCACCUUGGGAAUCACCUCGAUUUCGUCAAAUGCCUGGCACGAAGUUAGUUCUUCUAGUGAAGGAAGGAGAAGACGUUCCUGGAUGCUAGUUGAGGCGGGGUGGGGUGUAGGUUUCACCGUUUUGUGAGCUGAAUGGGCUGGCACUUUAUUUUUUUCAACCGAGUGCACCAUUUUGGUUUUGACACUAUACCGUGGAUUUUUUAAACAAGAAGCAAUGUUCAAUGAACAUACUAAUUUCCGGAGACAUAAUCUGAGCGAAUAUUUUCCAUUUUUUCAUACAGCAAUAUGAAUUUUUUUGACUGCCCCUUGUAGGGCUAAGGUUCAGCACGGUUUGGUGAUGUUUGCAUGAUCUUACAAACUGUAAAUAUUAAAAAUUAAAUGAUCUUAGACACAAAUUUCACUUAUUUAUACACCUGUCUAGGAUCUUUUUUUUAAUUUAUCCAGAAACUUUUCAUAAAUUCAAUAAUACUAAUAAAUAUUUUAAAUCUAAAUUUCUCUUUUUCUUUUUUAAGUUAUAUAUAAAUAUGAAUAAUUUUUAAUGUUGAAUCAAUGAUAAAACUGGCUAGCUGGCUAACCUAUACGUUGACAACAUAUCUGAGACCUCUUUUAAUGUAAAUAUAGUCCCAAAUGGCCACUCAGAAUUGUUUAAAAGAUUUUUUUUUCUUUUAAGAUCCGACAAGACUUUUCCUUCUUCAAACUGAUUUAGAAAAAAAAAAAAACCCUGCUAUAGUCACCAAACUGGACUGACCUCUGGCCCAUACACAGCUGUAGUAGAGCAUAUCUGCCCUAACGCACAGUAUGUGGAAAAAAUAUUUGAAAUGGUGUGACAGUGAGAAGAGUGUAAAAAGAAAGUGAUUCAGAUGUGUAAGUGAAAGAGUGAGUUUGGGUUGUUUAGGGAUUUUUAUUUUUUGUUUGUUUUCUAACUCUUCCAAAUUGAAAGAAUAUAUAUAUAAUGUACUGUGGGGUGAGUUGGUUUCACCUUUAGAUCCUGAGCCUCCAACCACAGCCUCUCUGAUUCAGCUAGAAAUCCUGGAGGUUGGUAAAUGAGCUGAGAUGAAGGCACGAACCUGGUAGUCUUAUGAAAAUAAAAGGAAAGAGAUCGGUCUAGAGUCUAGUGUGGAACCACAGAGAGAGAGAGAAUGAGAAACACAGCAGGUAAAGGAUCAACAUUCAGUCCUUUAUAAUGUGAGCAUUCCACUGCCUGAUAUAGAAAAUAGGACAUGUUAUGAAAUUAAACGACGUGGCAUUUUUUUUUUUUUUUUAUCAAAUAUCGCAUGGACACAGCGGUUUCCUGUGAGUACCCAUUUCAAAGUGCGAUGAGAAAGAAUGCCUUUUUUUGGAUUUGGACUGGGUAAUAGGUGGCCAAAACACUGUUUUAGUCCUGUAGUAUCUGUCUGUGAGUGACCUUCUGUGCUCCCAUGGUUCACUAUAACCCCUGCCGUCUCGCAUAGUUCUGUCGCUCGAAACUAACACUACAUGUGCGACUAAAUGGACAUGUAAUACUUAUUAAUAUUUUCUGUUCGUUUUGGGAUUAUUUAUUUUGCAAAAAUAGAGCACUCUGUUUUAGGAAUGCCUGUCUUUUAGUAAUAAAAAAAAAAAACUGCUUUGCAGGAGUGUAUAAGACUGUACUGGAAGGAAUGGUGUGUGACAGGGGCACAAGACUGGUGUGUGUGUGUAUAUAUAUAUAUAUAUAUAUAUAUAUAUAUAUAUAUAUAUAUAUAUAUAUUUAUAUUUAUAUAUAUAUAUAUAUAUAUAUAAGCCAGGUGCAAUGAUGAUCACUCUUUCAGUAAGUACAGUAUAGCUCUGUAUAUAUAAAACCACAUAUAUACAGUAAAUACACAUAAUAUAGAAACAUGUGGACAAUAACUGUACUACUCUCACUGGAUAAAAAAACAGCUGACACGUGGUCCAGAAGGCAGAUAAAAUAUAGGUCAUGGCUAUGACAGCAAUAUAGCAGAGUUUCUAGUUAAAUUUAUGAAGGGGAAAAAAAAUACACCACGUCUAACAAUGUCAGUAUUUAUGUACUGUGUGAAUGUGUAACAUUCUAAUUUCUUGUCAUGCCUACUGUACAUUUCAUACUGACCCUGAUUCAGACCCAUGCAGUGAGUAUGAGAAGGACCAGGGGACAGAAGGAUGAAAGAAAAAGAAGAAGAAAAAGUACAGCACACAGAAAAGUACAGAGACAUGAAACCUUUUAUUAUUAUUAUUUUUUUUAAAGAAGCGUUUAAAUGGCCCUGGGAGACGGAGACAUUACAGAGAAGAAAAAAGAGUUAUCGUCCGCUCUGUUUCUCUCUAUCUGGGGUAUUAAUUUCCAGAUUUUUUUUCUUGCACAAUUUAAUCAUUUGUCAAUGAUCUGAUAACAUUUAUUAAUACCUAUACAUAUUAGAAACCCAGAUAGCUAAUAAGGGGAGACUUUUGUGUUGUAAAUUGAACAUCUACAGUAUCAGUGGACUAAAUAUAAGAAUUUUACUUGGAGGAAGGCGUUUUAAAUGUAAGGCUUUUUCUUUUCAAUCACAUUUAAAUGCAUAACUGCUGUGCACUCAAUAACGUUUUGGCUACCGUCUCAGAAUUUUAGCAAACUGCAUUAGCUUUCUGAAGUAGUUUAGACUACUCGGUGAAGAAUUGGGUAGACCUAUAAUGCCAUGCUUCCGAAUCAAGUCUACGCAGAACCUGCGCAAGUGUUAGCGAUUAUACUUGGUUGCUGGUGUGUUUGUGUCACGCUGUAAUUACACCACCAGACCACUAAGUGGCGGUUUAUUUAUGCAGCUGAUCUUGUUGAAGGUAGAGCUAAUUGGUUGCUAACUUUUAGUUUGCUGUUACUUUUAAUGAAAUGACUGCAACACAGAAAAGAGACAAUACGAUAUUUGCGAACUUCUUUGGUAAGUCCCUCUUUGAUUUGGUCAACUUUCAACUCAAUUAAAAAAGAAAGCGUAGAAGCAGAAGAAACUUGAAAUAUGAUGCUACCACAUGGACCAAUUAGAGUUAUUGCCAUCUAAAGACAUAGGAUACGUGGCUAUGCGUAGACUUGACACAGAAGUAGACUUCAGGCUUUAGCAUGCUUGAGUGUGAUUUACGUGAUGAUAUGAAAUAUGAAAACAUGAAAUAUAUAUAUAUUUUUAAACAAGAUUCUUGCACCACAUGCACAAGUAUUGCACGCUUUAUUGGCUAUAUAGGUUUCUAAUAUGUGUACCAGGACCAUAUAUUGAAUGAGGUGGAAGAAAGAUUUAAUCUCCCCCCAUUAUACCUUCUUCUUUUUCUUCUUCUUUUUUUCAUUGUUUUCAUCAGACUGAAGUGGAAGUGUCUUCCUUAGUGACUAAUAGACAACAAACUGUACAAUAUGCAGGUAUAUACAGAUAUAUUUCAGCACCUAACCAUUAGCCUGAAGAGCUCAGUUGAAAUGAAUCCAGUGUACGAGUUCUUCAAAACAGCCAACUCUAAGCGCACAAAUGAACGAUGAGCACAGAAGAGCGGUGUAUAAUAUCUAUAACACUGCACUCAGCUUUGCUGAACGACCAAAUCAUUCAUGUUUAAGGUAUUUUUCAGGACGUUAAAGGAUUCCGUCAGGCAUUUCAUUGCAUAUGUUUUUUUUUUUUAACCCUACGCGACAUGCUCACUUUGUUUAUCCUGUCCACUUUACGGAAAGCUUUCUUCAGCUCUCUUAAGCAUAUUGCAUUAAAUUGCCCAUUUCUAAUUUGAUUUGCUUACAUGCACCACUGCAUCAUGGUAACGAAACAGCAUUCCAACAGAAAACAUUGCGGUAUUAAACCUGAGCAUGCAUUGCAGAAGUGAAAUGUGAGCCAGAACUGCUAGAGGCAGUGAACAAGAAGGCUCUGUAUAUAAGUAAUUCAGAUAAAUUGGACGGAAUCCUGGCUAUUGGCUCCACUGAACUAAACUGUCACUCAGCACAUACGGGCGCAAACGCACACUUACUGUCUCACCUGUCUCUUUACUCAGGUGACUUACCUGUCUGUUUUCUCUUCUCUCUAACAGACCUCUUUGCAUCAUUCAACAAUUCAGUCAUUUCCACCAUAGGCUGUUCUCAUUAAAAUUCCUCCUUUAUGCAUAAUUCAUACACAGCCAACAGUCAAACAUCCAUCUUCUUUUUUUUCUUUUCUUCUUUUUUUACUAUUAUUUUCCUAUUUUCUACGCUAGAACAUUGAAACAGCACACUGAUUGUAGCUGGUGUGACUGAGCUACAGACUGAUUCUGCACGAGAAGCUAAUGAAAUCCUUCGGAUGAAAACGGAUAUCUUGUGUUAGCACAGGCGACUGAGUGUUCACACUCGUUCCUAUUUUUUUGCAAGUUCCGUUUGGGAAUAUCAGCUACAGCAAUCUGUUCCACUAUCCAUGAAAUAGACUACAGUUUGUAAAGCAAGCAUCAACCUCCAUCUGUACAUACUCACAUAUUUUGUAAUAAUUGUGCUUAUUAUUAUUAUUAUUAUUAUUAUUAUUUUAGCUUGUUCUUUCCUGUUGAUUAGGACUGCCUUUCCUCCACAUAUUUCCUUGAUUUCAGUUCAAUUGCAACACAUUCUUAGUCACACAGGUGUAUGAAAAUAGGCAAGUUGUUAUUAUAAAUAUAAAUGUUUAAUAAAAUCUUAAUCUUAUAGUUAAGAAAUUAUCCAUAUUCACAUUGCAAUUUUUCAUUUGUUUUCUUACCAAAACCUGAUUAACAGUGCUAGGACAAUUUCUGGCAAGUGAUGCUUGUGACCCAAUUUCCCCCACUGGUGGGAAAAGGGUAUCUGCCAUUCUAAAAAUAAAUAAAUAAAUAAAAAAAAUUCUAAAUAUCCUGUGUUAAAUGUGCUUCAGAAAUCUUUCAUCCACUUGGCCUUGGAUUGCUCAUCAUAUUUAUACUGAUUCACGUGCAUAAUGCCCCCUUGUCCUCACCCACUCAUACUCAAGCUCAGAAAUAUCAGCCAUCAGUGGACCCUAUGCUUCCUCUUGUCAUUAGCGCUGCCAAACAGACCGAGUGAUGCAAGCAGGUACCAUGGCAACCUGGCCCAAUCUCUGAACAGUAUCUUUCUGUCUUCUGCACAAAAAUCUCUAAAUCCCUUCGUUUUCUUUCAUGGAAACGCUUUAGUUUCGACAAUCCUGACCACUAGAAUACAACAUAGAUGUGACCUGACCUUAGCCAUUGUCCUUAAACCACUUUCCUAAUACUCAUACAUAUAAAGAGAAAUAAAGUGUGCAUUUUUUUCCUUUCUUUUUUUUUUUGGUACACCCCCCCCCCCAACAGCUCCUCCAAUGGAAUCAUGUCAGACUACAGGUGCUCUCGUCUCUGUUCUGCUUUGAUAUCUCUGUCCUUUAUCACUUUAAUUUAUUGUGUUUUUUUUCUUUUUCCGAAGCUAAUCUGCCUCUAUUGCUUAUGACAAAUAUUCCUCUUUUUGUAAAGUUUAUUCUCUUCAUUUUGUUAACUUUAGUCACUGCUAAUGUAACAAAAACGCACUGUGAUGAUCCCAGUAUUAAUAAAAGUUGUACUUAAACUGUGA
Messenger RNA from Clarias gariepinus (North African catfish), 8931 nucleotides. RefSeq names its product MTSS I-BAR domain containing 2b (gene mtss2b). Gene Ontology annotation, cellular component: cytoplasmic side of plasma membrane; actin cytoskeleton. The record is from RefSeq and is a predicted model, not a curated record. Gene Ontology annotation, biological process: cell projection assembly; plasma membrane organization. Bases 9 to 2237 code for a protein of 742 amino acids. Gene Ontology annotation, molecular function: actin binding; phospholipid binding. The transcript is spliced from 14 exons. Lineage: Eukaryota; Metazoa; Chordata; Actinopteri; Siluriformes; Clariidae.